UGUCGGCCAACAUCCGCAGCUGUUUUAUAAUAGUGAAGGUGGCAGUGCAGCCCGUGCAGAUUAAAACUUAUUUUAUUCCGGGUUUUUUUGUUUUUUAGUUUCAUCCACUUCGUUGUCGCGUGCCAAAAUGUCCCGCGUGUUGAUAGUCGGUGCAGGUCUGACCGGAAGCCUGUGCGCGUGCCUGCUGAGGAGAGAGUUGAAGAAUAAAGUGAAGAUCGUGGUGUGGGACAAAGCGAGGGGCUCAGGCGGCAGGAUGUCCACGUCUCGCUCUCCUGACGGCUCGUCUCACUCCGCCGACCUGGGAGCUCAGUACAUCACCGCCACGCCGGCCUACAGCCAAUCACACCACAGUUUCUACGCGGAGCUGCAGGCCUCGGGGCUCCUGCAGCCGCUCCUCGCUCCCAUCGAGGGCCUGAAGCAGCGGGAAGGCAGCGUUGACUACGUGACGCCACGCGGCACGGCGUCUAUUGUCAAGCACUUCCUGUCUGAGUCAGAAGCUGAUUUGUGCUUUGAGCAUCAUGUGACUGGCCUGUACCGCCGCGGUGCAUCAUGGGAGGUCCACAGGAAGGCGGGCGGGUCAGAGGAGUUUGACGCCGUCGUCCUCACGAUGCCCGUCCCGCAGAUCCUGCAGCUGCAGGGAGACCUGACCGAGCUGCUGUCUGUCUCUCAGCGGCAGCAGUUAGACGGGGUGCAGUACUCGUCUCGCUUCGCGUUGGCGCUCUUCUUCUCUCCCGACGUGCAGCUGCAGCUUCCCUGGGCGGCACGCUACGUCAGCGACAGCGACUGCAUCCGCUACGUUGCCCACGACGCCCGCAAACGCAACGCGGACGCGGCGGGCUGUGGCCCCUCCCUCGUCGUGCACACCGGCGUGCCGUUCGGCCUGCAGCACCUGGAGAGAGACAAGGACGAGGUUCAGCCAAUCAUCUUGCAGGAGCUCUACCGGCUGCUUCCCGCUCUGCCGCAGCCAAUCAGCAUCAAGUGUCAGAAGUGGCGCUACUCGCAGGUGCUGACGGCGGUGCCGGGCUGCCCGGGUCACAUGACCGUCCUCGCCGAGCCGCUGCUGGUGUGCGGCGGCGACGCCUUCAGCCACUCCAACUUCGACGGCUGCGUGGAGUCGGCGCUCAGCGUGCUGGACGUCCUGAAGGGCUCGCUGUGAGGGGGCGGGGCCUGAAGGGCUCGCUGUGAGGGGGCGGGGCCUGAAGGGGCUCGCUGUGAGGGGGCGGGGCCUCUCUGUCUGGACAGGAAGAAAACUGCAACUUUUUUUUCUUUUUUUUUUUUUGGCUUAAAAAUAAAAAGGGAGGGAGGCGGAGCUUGGCUCCCGUGGCAACCUGCAUGAAGUGAUGAUGUCACAUGUCCAGCGGCUGUGAUUGGCCGACAUGUUGCUGUGAUGCUGAUCUGAGGUCAGGAGCUGUCAGGACCGAUCAGAGCCCUUCCUGGUUUCCGUGGUGCUCGUCGUCAUGGAGACGCAUCACCAGUGAAUUCAGUUUGUUUUCGUUUUAACAGAAAACUUUAAUUGAGUUUGACGGCGGUGCGUUCAGGCGUCAGGUCGCCAGUCGGGAAGUCGCAGUGUUCGGUCAGACCGCUUCCUGUUUCCUGUCCUGCAGAGCGGAGGGGGCGGAGCCUGAGGAUAAAUGAAUGAAAGCUUUUGUAUCGACUGUAGCUGGUUUGUUGAUUGACUUAUUGAUUAAUUGAUGAUGUGAUCACUCUGACAGCCAAUCACAGCUCGUCAGGCCAGCUGGAGUCUGUUAGUGAUGAAGAUGAAGACGAUGAUGAAGAUGAUGCUCCUCAGCGACUCUUUAAGGCUCAUUUACAUUAAAUAACAUAAAAUUAAAUGAUUAUUUUAUUGAUUUAGUUUAAUAUUUUUGUGAUGAUUGUCUAGUAACUUUCUCCCUCAUUUUUUUCUAAUAUUCUGAUCAUUUGUAGGUACAUUUCUUUUUUUUUUUUUUAAUUUAAUCAUUUAUUUACUUAUGUUGUUCUUUACAAGUUUAACAGUGAUAAGUUUAUGAAGAUUUUUUUUUUUACUACUUCGUCAUUUUGUGAUCAUUUCUUUAAGGAAAUCAAGUAAUUUUUUUCAGAUUUAAAAGAAAAAACCCUGAUAAUAUUAGAAAACAGUUCACUAGUGACGGUUAGAUUAUUUUUUU
Molecule: messenger RNA, 2141 nt
Organism: Myripristis murdjan (pinecone soldierfish)
Lineage: Eukaryota; Metazoa; Chordata; Actinopteri; Holocentriformes; Holocentridae
Gene: rnls
Product: renalase, FAD-dependent amine oxidase
Exons: 7
Coding region: 128-1156 (342 amino acids)
Cellular component (GO): extracellular region
Molecular function (GO): oxidoreductase activity, acting on NAD(P)H
Source: RefSeq, a predicted model, not a curated record